AUGUCGUCGAAUGAUUAUCAACAUUAUGUAUUAAAUGAACAACGAAAACGAAGAAUAAAAUUAUUUCUUGUGAAAAUAUUGGUUUCUGCUCUUUUUAUUAUACCGGCAUAUCCUUUUUCACGUUUUCUAAAAAACAAAAUUCAAAAAAAUAUUCUUAAUGCAGUACAUCUGAAACCCGAUUCAGAUAGUUUCAAAUUGUGGUGUGAUCCACCAGUAACUGCUAUUGUCAAUUAUCAUCUUUUCAAUAUAACAAAUUCUUUUCAAAUCGUUACUAAUCCUAUUUCGACUCCAAUACAUAUUAAGGAUACUCCUUCUUAUACUUAUAAUAUAAAACUAAAUAAAAUAAAUAUUCAAUGGUCGAAUGAUAAUAAAAAUAUAAGUUACGGAGUUGAACGAUUAUUUACUCGUCAUCCAACUCGAUUUGAUCCAUCAUCUGCUAAUGAUACAGGUGUAUUUAUUGAUUUACUUCGAGCAACUUUUCGAACACAAUAUCAACUUAAACCAACAGAAACAUUUUAUGAUUUCGCUGGCAUGAAUACAUUUUAUCAUAGAAAUGCUGUUGAACAAUUAGAAGGAUUUACUUCAGAUUUAUUUAAUAUGAUUAAAGACCAAAUGGUAGGACCUAAUUCCAACAAGACAGGCUUUGUUUAUCGGCAAAAUGGCAGUAGAUUAUUUAAUUUUUCAAUUCAAGUCGGUAAGACUAUAUAUACAUUUUAA
Messenger RNA from Rotaria sp. Silwood2, 717 nucleotides. The record is from the annotation of a GenBank genome assembly. NCBI's taxonomy places the organism in Eukaryota, Metazoa, Rotifera, Eurotatoria, Philodinida, Philodinidae.